Messenger RNA from Anarrhichthys ocellatus (wolf-eel), 4381 nucleotides. Its product is annotated as mucolipin-1-like. The record is from RefSeq and is a predicted model, not a curated record. Gene Ontology annotation, cellular component: plasma membrane; lysosomal membrane. Bases 1214 to 2827 code for a protein of 537 amino acids. The transcript has 14 exons. NCBI's taxonomy places the organism in Eukaryota, Metazoa, Chordata, Actinopteri, Perciformes, Anarhichadidae. Gene Ontology annotation, molecular function: NAADP-sensitive calcium-release channel activity.
GUGCCGACGUUUAACUUUUAUAUUUAACUCAGCCGUUAGUCACGACUCAUUUGUCUUUUCACUGACAGAGCUCGUUGUGCUUAUUAAUACGUAGCUUUGUUGCUUCUCUCCGGUUCAUAAACGAGUUUUAGAGCUACGUUGUGGCGUCUCAAUUGUUGUUGUUGUUGUUGAGACAUUCACAACAAUGAGGCCCCCUCAGCCGUGGGGGUAUUUCUGCUCUGGCAUCUUCUGGGCAGCUGAGACACUCAAGUCAUUUUCUUCAGGUGUGUUUUUCCCCAAACAGUCAACAUCAGGUCUUUGCUGCGAUGAAUCUGUAUGUCUAUAAUCCUCGUUGACAAAGUGGGAUUUUCCCUCUCUACUCAAAUCGUGUCUUCAUUUACAGAAGGCACCAUUUAAGCAGAGAUGUAACUGGAAUUACAAUAACAGCUGAUCAUCCUUUUGACGAUCAUACAGCAGUGAACACUAAAGAAUACCAGUCAGAGAUGUUAGGUAUUGUUCUUUUCUCCUUUCGAGUUGGUCAUUUUAUGAAACACUUGGAGUUCACCCUCAACUACAAGUGUUGGAUUUUAAUUGUUUGUCUAACGGGACAGAAUAGAAAGAGACUAGUGCUACAUUAGCGAUUAUCCAUUAGUCGAUCGACAGAACAUGUAAUGAUUUUGACAAUCAAUUAAUGGUCCGAUAGUACAGAUAAGAAUGCACCUUUAAAUUGAAUCUGCCGACUUAACACAAGUACUGAUGUGGAAUAGUACUAUACACAGGGUGUAUCAGAGGUUGUAGUGACUGAUGGUGUUCUUGGUCUAAAACACACUGUUGGUAUUCAGACCCAGAUGCUGCAACACAGCCACCACCACCAUUUCCCCCCCUUUCAGCAAAGCCACAUCUAAACAGUCGGACUCCUUCAUGCAUAAUAAUGGUCCCGACACCGUUUUAUAAGCCUGUCUCACGCGUGGCUGACUCAGCAGUUUUUUUUUUUUUUGGGAGAUUGUUGAUGCGGGUUGGGGGAAGUACGCCUCCACAGAUUGCAGUGUUCCUCUGUGCUGUGAAGGAUUUCGUUCCGAAAAAGUAUCAGACCUAACCUACAAAGAACACAGAGCUAGAACGAGAAGGUCGGUCGAGCUCAGUGACUCGCUACGGCUCCACAGACAGCAGCGGGGAGCAUGACCAUCAUGACCAUCAUGACACCAACCACAGCAACCACCGGCUUCCCUCGCCGAUGGCAGGUCACUGGGUCAGGGCCGAUCAGGAAGAGGAGGCCAUUCGCAGGAAACUGAAGUACUUCUUCAUGAGCCCCUGUGAUAAAUAUCACGCCAAGGGCCGCAAGCCAUACAAGCUGAUCCUGCAGCUGCUCAAGAUCAUUAUUGUCACGGCUCAGUUGGUGAUGUUUGGCCUCAGUAACCAGGUGGUGGUGAACUUCAAGGAGGAGAACACUGAGACCUUCAAGCACCUCUUCCUCAAAGACUACGAUGAGUCCUCAGACGACUCCUUUGCUGUUUACACGCAGAGCGACGUCUACGACCAAAUCUUCUACGCGGUGGAGCAGUACCUGGCCGUACCAGAGACCACAGUGGGACGCUAUGCAUACGUCUACGGUGAGAACGGCAGCGCGCUGUCCCUCUGCCAACAGUACUACAAGAAGGGAAGCAUCGACCCCGCCAACGACACCUUCACCAUAGACCCUCACAUCAUCACAGACUGUGUAGGUGUAAUCCCGCUGGCGGUCCCUCAAGCUCCGCUCACCGUCAGCUAUAGGAACUUCACUCUCAAGUUCCACAAGCUCAUUAACGUCAGCAUAGAGUUCCAGUUGAAGGCGAUCAAUAUACAGACUAUCAUCAACAAUGAGAUCCCAGACUGCUACACUUUCCACAUAACGAUAGUCCUGGACAACAAGGCUCACAGCGGCAAGGUGAAGAUCCGGUUAGAAAACCAGGCAUCAAUAAAGGAGUGUAAAGACCCGAGUGUCUCUGGACACGCUGAGAACUAUACACACUUGGCGUUCGACGUCGCCGUGGCUCUGGUGUGCAUGCUGUCGCUGCUGCUGUGUGGACGCUCCAUACUGCGAGGCAUCACGCUGCAACAGGAGUUUGUGCAGUUCUUCAGGGAGACCUUGGAUCGUAAAGUGUGCUGGGCGGACCGGAUGGAGUUCAUUAACGGAUGGUACAUCCUCCUCACCAUCAGCGACAUCUUCACCAUCACCGGCAGCAUCAUCAAAAUCGGCAUUGAGUCCAAGAAUAUGUCCUCAUAUGACUUGUGCGGCAUCCUGUUGGGGACCUCCACGCUCUUGGUGUGGGUCGGAGUGAUUCGCUACCUCACAUUCUUCCAGAAGUACAAUAUCCUGAUCGUGACGCUUCGAGCAGCGUUCCCCAACGUGAUCCGGUUCUCCUGCUGCGUGGCCGUCAUCUAUCUGGGCUACUGCUUCUGCGGCUGGAUCGUCCUGGGCCCGUACCACGUCAAGUUCCGUUCUCUGUCAAUGGUGUCAGAGUGCCUCUUCUCCCUCAUUAACGGGGACGACAUGUUUGUGACGUUCGCGGAGAUGCAGGAGAGCAGCACUCUGGUGUGGCUGUUCAGCCAAGUGUACCUGUACACCUUCAUCUCCCUCUUCAUCUACAUGGUGCUGUCGCUGUUCAUCGCUCUCAUCACGGGAGCCUACGAGACCAUCAAGCACCAAACACAAGAAGCCUUCCACAUCACAGACCUGCAUGCCUUCAUAGCAGAGUGUACGGACGCACCCAAUUCUGGGAAGUUCAGAGGUCUGGAGACCUCGCCGUGCUCCUUCUUCUGCUGCUGUGACAGAACAACAACAUAUGAGGACGUCCUGCUGGUAAACUGAAGUUGACCUCAGUGACCUGAGAAGCCUCACCGUCCCCCCCUGCUGACCACAGGGGUACACUGCACACUCCUGCCGCCCCUUUUCUCUGUACCAACAUGCCGUAUUUCUGGUCAAACCUCAUGGGGAGUCACCAUCAGCUGGACCAGCACUCUGUUGAAGAAAUGUGGAACAACUUAUUGGACCUCAUGUCUUUUCUGUCCAUAAAGAAGAAAAGACGGGACAGGACUGGGCAGCAUCGCGGAUGACUAAUGCACAGGCACUUCUCUGUUCCUUGUUGGUUUUCAAACGACAAACUGUUUCUUUUCUAAUGUAUUUAAUGAAGCACAAUGCUGAUCCAGGCCUGUUAAGAUGCUACGUGGGCACAUGUGCCACGAUGAGGACGGGGAGGCGUGCAUACAUGGUGCUGACGGUUUUUGUUUUUGUUGCGCUUUUUAUUUGAUUUGAUAGUAUUUCAAAAUAGGUUACCUCUUGAGGUCAGGGCACUUUUACAUCUCACAAAACAACUUUGUGAGAUGUAAAUUCACACAGAAUGAGGGGAGAAUCCACCUCGUCGUAGUCUUGUCUUUUUUGAGACAAUCAAGGAGAUGGCUUCCUUGAAAAUGUCGGGAAACAGGACCACAAGCAGAUGUGCAGCGUGAGGUUUCCGAUUUGUUUUCCUCUCCCGUGAGCUGCACCUUCCGUAUAAAGUUUCAAUAUUUAGCUGCGGUUGUACUGCACAAGCAUCACGUUGCCUUCAAAUGUGAAUACUAGUGUACUGCUGUAGCAGACUGUGUGUGAUAUCUUUUGCAUUCUUCUGAGUAAUGAAGCACUCAACAUUGCCUGUGGUUAGCUGUCCUCCAGACUUGUAUACGUGUCUCUUUAAUGGCGUGAAAGUAUGUCAAUGAAAACAAGAGAGGUAGAGCGCCGAUGGCAGUCCUCAAACCGUAUCUUACGUGUUUUAAGAGAAACAUGACUUGAAUCUCCUGACAGAGUGAAGCAGGGUUUAGGGAAGAUAACAAGAACUUAAUGAUGCUGCCAGAAACAUGUUCGCAUCUCCAUAAUAAUGUCCCAUCAUACUGAAUCAUGCUUUUUAGUCUGUUUGUUAUAUUUGAUGUCUCUAUACCAGUGACUUGAUGUUCAGGAGACGCUUGAAUCUUUUUUUUUCUUUGUAAUGCACAAUAUCAAAAAGGAGUCUCACAGAAAAUAGUUUCUUACAUGAAAGAGAGAUGAUCUCUGGUCCAAGCUGUGACAAGUUAAUAGAUGUGGGGGUACAUUUUAUCUAAUGAACCAACAGUGUCGCAUUCAAGCUAAAUAUGCUGUUGGGUUUUGGAUCUAGAUGGCAAGCGUGUGCCACACCCAUCAACGGUCUUAACUUAGUUAUACGUCAUGCACGUAUAUAUCAUCUAGUAUUACCUAGAUGUACCUUUCCUACAGUUUGAUGUUUUUGUUAUACAAAUGAUCUGCAUUUGAAGGUUGUCCUGAAGUCAUCUACUUGGUGUCAUAUGUAUCGCCAAUCUACAGAUUUAAGUUUCACGGAUCAUCGUUGAUAUUAAAACGUCGUUUUGUUUCAUUUUC